This is a messenger RNA of Symbiodinium sp. CCMP2592, 5034 nucleotides long. The record is from the annotation of a GenBank genome assembly. Lineage: Eukaryota; Dinophyceae; Suessiales; Symbiodiniaceae.
AUGGCUCGUAGGAAGGUGGUAGGGGUCCGGGGGCGGAUUUUUGGGGACCUGUUGGUCCAGGUUCGUCCUCGGCUUUUAACUACACUCUUGACGGCCAAGGUGUUCGUUCCUCCCUUGGCCGGUUCUAUCUGCUCCUCCCCCGAGUGGGUCGAGGUUCCACGCUCUUCUCGCCGGCAGCCCCGGACUCUUACGCUUGAGUCCUUGGUGGCGCCUCCCCCUCUCCUUACCGGGCCGGUCUAUUUUCCACCGGCUUUCGCGGCCCUCCAGGUCGAGAUGUGCGACCAGGCCCUGAACCCUGCCUCGCAAGUUGAGCGUGACCUUGUUGAGUUCGCUUCGAAGGUCGAGGAUGCUAUCUCGCCGGGUUCCUCGGAGGAGUGGUUUCUAGAGCAUGCCCUUGAUGCCAUCCAUGAUGACACACCCUCCCCCGCUAAGUGGCACCUCCUCAAGCAGAUGACACAUGUUCUUUCCCUGCAGCAUAAUACCCCUCACAGCCCUGCCUCCCUCAGGCUCCUGUCUGCCAAUGUUACUCACUGGAGGCCGGAGGUUCGCGACUGGGCCUUUUCCCUCGAAGCCCAUGGGGUUUUGCUCCAGGAGCUCCACCUCACCACAGAGGCUGCUCAUGAAGCUGCGAUUGCCGCCUCUAAAAGAGGGCUUCGCCUCUUCACUUCGCCGCCCUUCCUCAGUGAAAAGAGGCGACCCCUGGGAGGUUUCGGCGUUCUCAUCCGCUCCUUCCUCAACCCCCGCCAUGUCCUCACCCACACCGUUGAGGGCUGUGGUUUUCUCGCAGUUUCGCUUCGGUGCUCGGGUUUUGAGCUCACUCUGAUUUCAAUCUACCUCCAGUCCGGGACUGGCUUCAACUCUCCGGUCAACGCCGAUGUCCUGGCUCGUCUCUUAGCUUUUCUCCCUUCCCUCCGGGGAGUGUGGAUCGUUGCGGGCGACUGGAACAACCCCAUACAAGAUCUCCUCGCCACGCGGCUUGAGGAAGAUUGGGUCGUCCCCUUCAAGCCUCACUGUGCCCUGCGGGCAACUCUUCAGCUCAGUUCUCUGCAACUUCCCUACCCGCAGCUCGCUACCUUUUGUGAGGUCUUCCCCGACCCUCUUCCCUUUCAGCCUGCGGUCCCGAGCCCCUCGCCUGUCGCUGAGGUUAACCUCCUUGGCCUCACUUCCACAGACAAGCUCUCCCUCGACUUCGCCGAGCUGAGCUCUUUCCUUGAGGUUUCUCAUGGGUUUCCCGAUCGCGGGCGUGGGGCCUUCGUCCCCAUCCUUCACAAGCCUCUCGUCCAGGGCCACUCUGUCGCUUUUGCCUGGAAGGGCCAGCUCCCUUCCUUGGUGUCGGCCGUGCUCCAUUUGCUCGACCGGCCCGAGGUCUUGCAGCCCUUCCUGUGGUCCUCCUCGGACACUUCCCUCCCUUCGGAGGUUCGGGCCUUUUGUGACCAGGUGCGAGAUGGCUCACUUUCUUCUGCCAACCUCCGUGUCGAGGGCACUGCUCUCCUUGGCCAACUUCGGCGUGAACAAACUGCCCAGCAGGCUGACCAGUAUGGUGAGUGGCUGGAGGAAGCUUCGGGCUCACACCUUGGGCCGCUUUUUCGAGCCAUCAAGUCUCACGAGCAGGUGCUUGACCGGCCCUUUCAAGACUGCGAUGGGCUCCGCCGUGUCUUUGAGAGGCAUGAGCACUGGGGCCGUCUCUAUGCUGGCACUCUGGCUCCACUGACUGUCCCCAAUCUUCAAAAGCUUCUCAAGAAAGCGGGGAAGAAGAAAGGUGGCCCAGACGGCUGGAGUUACCCAGCUCUUCGAGCUCUGGACCCGGCCGCUCUUCAGCUCGUAGCCGACUUCCUCGCCCGCGCUGAGGCUGAGGUACUUCUGCCCUUCCAGCUCACCUGUGUCCAGGUCGCCCUUCUUCCGAAUUCGGCCGACAAAGAGCGCCCUAUCAGCCUCCUCCCCUGUCUGUGGAGGCUGUGGGCUCGCGCCAGGUGGAAGGAUGUCGCGGCUUGGACGUCGGCAUACUCCCCCGACCACCCGUGGGAUCGGGCUGUUCCGGGCCAGGCCAGCCUCGACACAGCGUUGGCCCGCCUCGUUAGGUCGGAGCACUCCAAGCUCGAGAAGACUCACAUCGUGAGUCUUUUUUUUGUCGACCUUCGCGGCUUCUUUGAUUCGGUGAGCGAUGAGCGCCUUCUCCUCCAAGGCCUCGCUCACCGUUUCCCUCCGCUUCACCUCUGGUUCGCCCUCCAAGUCUACCAGGGCCCUCGCUGCCUCGUCGCCGACUCGAUAGCGGCCACCCCGCUUUUCCCUGGCCGAGGUGUCCCACAGGGGUGCCCUCUCGCACCGUCGCUUUCCAAACUCACCAUGUCUGAGCCGCUUAAGAAGGUUUCCGCCCUUCCCUCCGUCACCAACACCGACUUGUGGUUGGACGACGUGAGUUUAGAUGUGGUCGGGCCUGACCCUGUUGAGGUCGCCUCUGCCGCUCUCCAGGCCUACCGAGUUCUCCAUGCCUCCCUCGGCCUUGAGGGCCUCGAGGUUGAGACAACAAAGACCAAGUUCGUCGCCGGUACGGUCCGCGCCCGUGCCGCGCUUCAGCAGCUGCGGCGCCCGGGCGAGCCUGAAACCGCCGAUCUUGUCAAGGACCUCGGGCUUGACUGUGCUGCAGGCCGGCGACGGCGCAUCACCACUGCCCAAAAGCGCUUCCGCACUGGCAUUGGGCGCGUCCGCCACAUGCGCCGCCUUCGCAUUCGCCGCAGGUGGGUCCGGGGCCGGCUGCUUCAAGCCUCCGCCCUUAAGGCUGGCCUUUAUGGCCGCCAGGCCGUUGGGGUUGCCCCUAAGCGCCUCAAGGGCCGGUUCGAGCAUGGCUCUGCUGACGUCAUCCUUGACCUCAUGUCCCACAAGGCCGUUGACCCGCACCAGCUUGUGGUUGUGGAACAGCUUCAGGCUUUGGGGCGUCUCGCCUCCAGCGCCUCUUCCGAAGGCGUGCGGUUGCUCAACCGCACCUGGGCCUCUUCCUGGUCCAGACAGGCCUCCGCUACACAUGGGUGGAAAAUCGUGAAUGGCCCCGUGUCUGCGCUCAUCCAGUACUUGCUGGACUUGCGGGUGUCUGCUCCCACCCCCGAGGUCUGGACACACCGCGAGGCUACCUUUCACUUCCGCUUCUGCGAGCCAGGAGCGGUUUUUGAGGCCUCUGCUUUCCUCAGGCAGGUCAUCCAGCUCGAGCGCUGGUCUCGUAUCGGGCCUCCUGGCUUUGUUUCGUCCUCCCCGGGCCCUGGUGCCCCGACCCCUGUCCCUCCUCCCCUCGGCGCCGUCGGGCCAAAAAUGCCUGUGGCACAACUUCUUCCGUGCGAGGGGUACUGGCAGACCUCUUUCUUUGAGGCGCCAUCCGCCUUCUCGUCGGCUUUUACCUUCACUCUUGACGGCCCAGGUUUCACGCUCUUCUCGGCGGCAGCCCCGGACUCUUACACUUGUGUCAGGCGCGACAGGCGAUCCAAACACCGUCGCCACCGGCUCCAAACGCCGGGCCUUUUCACCCAGCUCCAGGUCGAGAUGUGCGACCAGGCCCUGAAUCCUGCCUCUCAGGUUGAGUUCGACCUUGUUGAGUUCGCUUCGAAGGUCGAGGAUGCUAUCUCGCCGGGUUCCUCGGAGGAGUGGUUUUUAGAGCGUGCCCUUGAUGCCAUCCAUGAUGACACACCCUCCCCCGCUAAGUGGCACCUCCUCAAGCAGAUGGCUCAUGUUCUCUCCCUGCAGCAUACUACCCCCCACAGCCCUGCCUCCCUCAGGCUCCUGUCUGCCAAUGUUACUCACUGGAGGCCGGAGGUUCGGGACUGGGCCUUCUCUCUCGAAGCCCAUGGGGUUUUGCUUCAGGAGCUCCACCUCACCACGGAGGCUGCUCAUGAGGCUGCGAUCGCCGCCUCUAGAAGAGGGCUCCGCCUCUUCACUUCGCCGCCCUUCCUCAGUGAAAAGAGGCGACCCUUGGGAGGCUUCGGUGUUCUCAUCCGUUCCUUCCUCAACCCCCGCCAUGUCCUCACCCACACCGUUGAGGGCUGUGGUUUCCUGGCAGUUUCGCUUCGGUGUUCGGGUUUUGAGCUCACUUUGGUUUCCAUCUACCUUCAGUCCGGGACUGGCUUUAACUCUCCGGUCAAUGCCGAUGUCCUGGCUCGCCUUUUAGCCUUUCUCCCUUCCCUCCGGGGAGUGUGGAUUGUUGCGGGUGACUGGAACAACCCCAUACAAGAUCUCCUCGCCACACGGCUUGAGGAAGUUACCCAUGGGCGGUUCCUGGGCUCCGGUGCACCCACCGCUGCAACAGACCGGGAAAUUGAUUACUUGUUUGUCUCGUCUCCGGCUGUUGCUUCUCUGACAUUGGCUCAGGAUUGGGUCGUCCCUUUCAAGCCUCACUGUGCCCUGCGGGCAACUCUUCAGCUCAGUUCUCUGCAGCUUCCCUACCCGCAGCUCGCUACCUUUUGUGAGGUCUUCCCUGACCCUCUUCCUUUUCAGCCUUCGGUCCCGAGCCCCUCGCCUGUCGCUGAGGUUAACCUCCUUGGCCUCACUUCCACUGACAAGCUCACCCUCGACUUCGCCGAGCUGAGCUCCUUCCUUGAGGUUUCUCACGGGUUCCCCGAUCGUGGGCGUGGGGCUUUCGUCCCCAUCCUUCACAAGCCUCUCGUCCAGGGCCACUCUGUCACUUUUGCCUGGAAGGGCCAGCUCCCCUCCUUGGUGUCGGCCGUGCUCCACUUGCUCGACCGGCCCGAAGUCUUGCAGCCCUUCCUGUGGUCCGCCUCGGACACUUCCCUCCCCUCGGAGGUUCGGGCCUUUUGUGACCGGGUGCGAGAUGGCUCAACUUCUUCUGCCAACCUCCGUGCCGAGGGCACUGCUCUCCUUGGCCAACUUCGGCGUGAACAAACUGCCCAGCAGGCUGACCAGUAUGGUGAGUGGCUGGAGGAAGCUUCGGGCUCACACCUUGGGCCGCUCUUUCGAGCCAUCAAGUCUCACGAGCAGGUGCUUGACCGGCCCUUUCAGGGCCGUCCUCUCAUGCUGGCACCCUGGCUCCACUGA